Messenger RNA from Phyllopteryx taeniolatus (common seadragon), 1927 nucleotides. It is a transcript of the gene pmm1, whose product is annotated as phosphomannomutase 1. Lineage: Eukaryota; Metazoa; Chordata; Actinopteri; Syngnathiformes; Syngnathidae. The record is from RefSeq and is a predicted model, not a curated record. Bases 319 to 1239 code for a protein of 306 amino acids. Gene Ontology annotation, cellular component: cytosol. Gene Ontology annotation, biological process: protein N-linked glycosylation; GDP-mannose biosynthetic process; mannose metabolic process. The transcript has 9 exons. Gene Ontology annotation, molecular function: phosphomannomutase activity.
UGCUCAUCUGGGCUACGAUUGGCUGUCGGCCGAGGUUGACAUCGUAGAAGAAACCCGACACGUUCCACAAGAUGCGUUUUGGAAGGUGUGAGCUAUCUUGUCUAAAUAUGUGGACUGUGGAGGCGGAGUAGAGAAGAGCGGCGAGAGAGGAGUCGAGUCCACGCAUUGAUUGAUGCGUUGCGAUUUUAACGAUGGCGAUGAACGAUUAGCGAUCCCUUUCCAUUAAUGUGUCUGUUUGCGCACACGUGCGCUCGAAGGAGUGAGGAACUGUGCAACAGCUGGAAUGAAAAGAGAAGUCGACAACUAAAUAAGGAGUAAAUGGAGCAGGUCGACAUCUGUGCGGACAGAAGCGUCCUGUGCCUGUUUGACGUGGAUGGGACUCUGACGCCACCGAGAGAGAAAAUAGAUCCAGAGCUGGAUGAGUUCUUCCAAACACUGCGAAGGAAAGUCAAGACUGGCAUCGUCGGAGGGUCCGACUAUUCCAAGAUUGCCGAACAGCUCGGGGAAGGAGAUGACGUCAUACACAAGUUUGACUAUGUAUUUGCUGAGAAUGGCACCGUGCAGUACAAAGAUGGGAAACUACGUUCAAAACAGGCAAUCCAGAACCAUAUUGGAGAGGAACUGCUGCAGGACUUGAUCAACUUCUGCCUGAGCUACAUGGGGCUCAUCAAACUGCCGAAGAAAAGGGGGACGUUCAUUGAGUUCAGGAAUGGAAUGCUCAACAUUUCUCCCAUUGGUCGGAGCUGCACCUUAGAGGAGCGAAUUGAAUUCUCUGAAAUUGACAAGGACAGUCGGCCUGGCUGCACAUUGACGGCUCACUCAAGCGGACAGAAGAAGUUUAACCCCUCAGCUUCUUGCUCAAAUUCAUACUGUUCACACCAAUAUUCUUUAGCAGACUUUUCUAUGCUGUGUUUUCCUCCACAGAGAGAAAAGAUCAGGGAGAAGUUUGUUGCUGCCUUGAAGGAGGAAUUUGCUGGAAAGGGAUUGCGGUUCACAAGAGGUGGUCUCAUCAGCUUUGACGUGUUCCCUGAAGGCUGGGACAAGAGGUUAUGUCUCGAUUUGCUGGAGAGUGAAGGCCUGGAUGCCAUCUACUUCUUUGGCAAUGAGACGUCAGAUGGAGGAAAUGAUUAUGAAAUCUUUAACGAUCCACGUACGAUCGGCUUCACGGUCUACUCCCCACAACACACUGCCAGGCUUUGUCGGCAACUUUUUUUUGAUGAUCCAUCAAGUGAAUCCUGAUAUUCUUUUCAUUGCCCAAAGAACUUUGCUGAAUGUUUGUUGUACCUGCUAAAAGUCAAACAGUGGAUCUGAACAGGUUGGUUGUGAACUACUGAAAAUGUACCACUACAGAUUUUAUAUGAUGGCUUUAGAGUGGGGGGAGGGGGGGAAAGCGAUGUUAAAGAUGCAUGACUCAAGAAAUAACAGCGAUACUGUUCCGGCUGUAAUGUGCAUGAGGCAUGGCCCAUGAAAGUACUAAAUAUUGUGCUCUACUUAUUAGGCGUACAUGAAACUGUUUUGCUCUGUGUUUGACAUUUUUUAAAUUAAUUUUUAGUACAAAAGAUAAUGAUGGGUUUGUACAUCCGCCUCAUAGUUCUUGAGGUUGCAGGUUCCAAACAGGGAUCCGGCCUUCCUGUGUGGAGUUUGCUUGAUCUACCCAUGCUUGAGUGGGUUUUCUCCGGGUACUCAAGUUUCCUUCCACAUUCCCAAAGCAUGCAUGUUAGCUUCAUUGAAGACUGUAAAGUGAAUUUUAAUCUUUGAAUUUACAGUGAAUUAAUAUUAUGUAAAUGUGUAUAUUGUCUUUUUAGAAGCCGUUCCAUGUACUGUAUGCUAAGUCAGUGAUUAUGUAUCGCUUCUUAUCAUUUUUAUUGACUGUGGUGUCAAAAAGUGGUUAGUGUUCAGAGGAAUAAACACUACAUUUUAUUAAUGA